Messenger RNA from Monopterus albus (swamp eel), 4088 nucleotides. Its product is annotated as complexin-2-like. NCBI's taxonomy places the organism in Eukaryota, Metazoa, Chordata, Actinopteri, Synbranchiformes, Synbranchidae. The record is from RefSeq and is a predicted model, not a curated record. Bases 518 to 919 code for a protein of 133 amino acids. Gene Ontology annotation, cellular component: SNARE complex; terminal bouton. The transcript has 4 exons. Gene Ontology annotation, molecular function: syntaxin binding. Gene Ontology annotation, biological process: synaptic vesicle exocytosis; neurotransmitter transport; regulation of neurotransmitter secretion.
CCAUCCAGCAUCAGGGCUGAAUAACUGAUCUCUCUCUAUGGGUCAGGGGGACGUUAGUGGGACGUUUCUCUCUCUAUCCCUCCAUGUGAUUCUGUCGCUUCUUCCCAUCACGUAGUGAACGGCAGCUGCUGGACCCCCCCUCUCAAAGUCUAACUGAAACUACCCUCCUCCUCUCCUCCUUUCUCUCUACGUGUGUGAGUGAGUGAGUGUGCAGGGAGACGAAGCGGCAGGCAGGAGGAAGCACCAAGGACGUCCUUUUUCCAGCCCCUGGAGCCGGAGAUGCAAAGGAGCAGUUAGAUUAGCCCGUGCUGCUGUUACCUGCUGCAGGAUAACUUGGUCCCGGAGGGUGCUGCAGCUGAAGCUCUGCUUUCUGAUCCUUGUUCGGUGUGUAAGUGUGUGAGGAGGAUUUCAGCCGGUCGCCGGACGGAGAUCUGGCAACAAAGGACUUCUACAUUUCUGCGUCUACUGAAUGUAACAUCGCUCGGAUAAGGCAGGCGAGGAAUUAAAAGCCAUCAUCAUGAAUUUCGUUAUGAAGCAAGCUUUGGGAGGGGCCACCAAAGACAUGGGCAAAAUGCUUGGUGGGGAGGAGGAGAAGGAUCCUGAUGCUCAGAAAAAAGAGGAAGAAAGGCAAGAGGCACUGAGGCAACAGGAAGAGGAGAGGAAGGCCAAAUAUGCAAGAAUGGAGGCGGAGAGAGAAAACAUCCGACAGGGCAUCAGGGACAAGUAUGGCAUCAAGAAGAAGGAGGAGAAGGAAGCAGAGGCGGCGGCUGCUAUGGAGCAGGCCUCCGAGGGCAGCCUCACCCGUCCGAAGAAGGCAGUGCCCACCGGCUGUGGUGACGAGGAGGAAGAGGAGAGCAUCGUGGAUACGGUCAUGAAAUUCAUCCCAGCCCCGCUCAUGGAUAUGUUCAAUAAAAAGUAACAGUGUUUUGGGUGAAAUAUGAGGCUGUACCACCCACACCCACAGUCACACCCUUCUUCACCUCCCUCCCACCGCUACAACCCAAGUUCUAAGUGUCCUGGAGUUGAUCAACCUGCCAUGACUCUGCCUUUGAGUGAAACUACACGAUCUUUGAUGGUGGUUUGUACUUCGACAGAGCAUCUUGCUUGAUAACCUGUGAUUAUAACCCUAUUUUAAAAAGUACAUAACGCCAUCACAGACCUAGUGUCUUCACUUUAAGGCAAAGUGAUACCAUGUCUUGUCCAAAGUCCAAGACCAGUUAUCACCCAUCACUCACCCUUUGUGUUUGUAAAUAGCCUCGGGUUAUAAAAGAAGUAUAUAUGAGUGAAAUAUGACAUAUAACAAGUUGAAUAAGAGUAUAAGCCAUAUUUUUAACUUUUAAGGAAGUAUCCAAAUCGUAUCAAAAUUUGAUUCAAUUCUCUUAUGUUCUUGCUAAUAUUUGAUACAUAUAGUGUAUAUAAAUACUUGCAUUUUUAUUGGUUCUCAGCUAUUACGAUUCACCCCAUAAACUGUUCCUUAUGAUUUUAUUGGUUUACUGUGAAAGUGUUAAUUGAGCGCUGGUAAGUGAAGAAAACCAUCAUUUGAAAUGUUUUUGUUUUGUUGACUUUUUUAAAGCAUGCAGUAAACUUUCGUGAAGUACACAUAUGAACACCAUUUCAUUUUCUGAUGAAGUGAAACAGUCACAUUUGAGGCAAUAACUGGUUUUCCAUUUGGAUCUGUCUGACAUCUUGUUGGCCCGUGUACAGUAGGCGAUAAUGGACUUUGAGUCUGAAAUGCUCUUCCAUGGGGAAAACUAUAAAUGUUCUCCACACAUAAAGUUUGUCUCAAAUCAGUUAGAUGAAAUUCUUACUAUAAAUCCACUUGCUAUAAAUGUUUGUGUUUUAAAAUCAGUUUGAUGUCCUCGCUUUGUUUUUGCAACAGGACGUGUAAAAGUUUGACCAGGCCUGUUCAUUUUAGUUUGUUAACAUUUUCAGCACUUUUCAUCAAAAAAAAAACUUCACAAACACAAGUAUGUUGUGAGCAGACAGCGACAAUAGUGCAAUAUAUUGUUUAAAAUGAAGUUGUCCUGUGUCCAUUGGUUUAACUGAUGGGAGUGAAGUCCCAGAUCAGCAAUAACAGACAGUCUUCAUUGUGCGUUUAUACUUACUCCUUAAUGUGUUGGUCAAUGUUGAAGACACAAAUGUGUCUGCAUAAUGACAGUGACGUCUUUGUAGGUCAGACAUGUUUGAUUUAAAAACAAUAAAAAAAAAAGGGGGGAAGGUGGGACAAAUUGUUUUGUGUCAUAAAAAUGUUCAGUCAUGUCACAGAAUGACGAGCACGAGGAUUUGUGUUCAAAAUCACAUUCCAAACAUUAAGUCACACUGAGGUAGAGAUUACAAACCGUGCAGAGAACUGAGAUGAAGUAAUGUUUUUAAAAAGCCCUGAUCCCUGUGUGAAAGCCCCAUCACCAUACACCCGACAGUGUUUACCUGGUCUGUAGAGUCCAGUUUGUCCUGUAGGUAAUGGCACAAAUUUAUGUUGGGAGGGGGGCUAUGAUGAUAAAAUCAGUCUUUUCUCCAUAUGCUAUGUUUUAUUUAUUUUCUCCUUCAUUCCACAGUGUCUUGUAAAAACAUUCCUGAUAUUUCAGACAUUCCACCAGACCUGCUGCCGGUCGCACACGAGCUUAGUUAUUUACAGUAGGCCUCAGUCAAUGCCUUGGUAGCAUUACAAAACAUCAUGAUGAAUAAUUUAAAUUUGAUGUUGUUGUUAUAACCCAGAAGUAGAUGUUAGAAUGAAUCGAAUAUACACAGAAAUUCAUCACAUUACAAUAGCUGUAGGUGUAACCAAGGUUUUCUAAACCAGCUUUUUGCCACUGUUAUUAAGCUAUCUAAACACGAAAGAACAUUUAAUCCUGAAUGUGUGCGUUCAUGUGGCGUAGAUGAAGGAAUUUAGCUUUUAUUAGCACUUUGUGAACUCUGUAAUCAUGUUGAAUAUAUUAAAAAUCAUCCAAGGACACAGUGUGGUACAAUGAGGUCAUCUGUAGAGCACAUUUAUUGAACUUCCUGUGAUUUUAAUGUACUUGUAAACUGCCUUUGCCAGACUGUUCAGUGUUAGCAGAUAAUUAGCAACCCAGUAAUGUAUCAACAUCCGAUCCAUUAUCAGAGCAGUUAUCCAGUCAAACCAAAGAACAGUGCUAUUAAUAGUAGACAAGGGGUUACAUUCUUUUUUAAUUACUGCAUUCGUUAUUUAUUUUAAAAUUCUCAGGUAUUAGAGCUUUAAGUUUAAAUAGAUGUUUAAACCAUAACUAGCCGUAAAUGAUUCACCCUCUCUGAGCUAAAACAACCAUUUAAAAGUCAGGGGCCUAACAAGCCUGUGCCAGUCUUUAUUUAUAAAUGCCAUAUUUCUUGUUUGGCUCACAAAUAUUCCAGAAAGCUACAAUGACUGCCCCUGUAUAGAAUUCUCCCAGCAACAAAACAUCAUCCACGUGCUGUGCUUCAGACUACCAGUGAGUCAGACCACCCUUCACGUCUUGACCACAAACAGCAUCAUAACCCACUGACCAUCAGCUUGUAAAUACCAGUCGACUGUGCUCCAAACAGCUUCUAGACCACUGCCCAAACCAACUGCCCAGGUCAUGUGUAAUCAAUAGUUUGUCGUUGAGUAAGCCUCUUUGGUUUGAAGUCACUCACUUAUGCCACUCAAACAUCCAUUAUGAUAAAAACUGCCUGAAACAUAUGCCACUUGAAAAAAAUUACUCCUUUGAUGUGACUUGAAUGUAACUGUCUGUUUCUUUCUCCUCGCAUUUGUCUCUCUCUGUUCUGCUUGUGUUGAGAAAAUGCAGUGCUUUUUUCUUUACAGUCUGUAGCUGUCCUGUUUCUGUCCUCUGGUUGUUGGUAUUUUGAGGGGAAACAAUGUUGAUUUGGUGCAUUCGUUUGUACUGCGAAAUCUUCUCUCUCUGUGUCUCUGACUAUUUGUUGACAAAAUUUAUGCAUGCUUAUUGUGUGCGAUGUAGUCAAGGUUGUUGAUAUAGUCGUUUCGUGUCCUCCACCUGUUAACCUCACUGCAUGCCAUUUUAGACAGAUGUUUCAGUCUAACUUUCCUGCAAAAAUGGAAUCACUGCACAGUCUGAGAAUAAAGUGAUUUCAUAUGA